AUGGAGUCUGCACCCUCUCUUCCCGUUCCGAUAUCCUAUGUAUCCGGUAGAUACCUUCUCUUCUCCAUCGAUGUUGUCACCUACCUUCGUCGCGAACACAACAUCUGUGGCGUGCUGAUUGGGACUCUUCCCCAAAUCCCUCAACAAAAUGUUUUCCUUGGCCUGCCACUGGAGUUGAUGCCGGAAGAAGCUCGACUUUUGGUGGACAGAGGUGUAGCCUACAUCGUAGAUGAAGCCAAAGCGCACGACGGGAUGCGAUCCCUGCUAGAGGAAGACCGCAAGGCGUACCUCCGCGACCUAGAAUCUCAAGGUCAACUCGCAGCGCGCAUUCUUGCGGACCGAAAGGAGCAGCAGCGAGAACAGUCUUUGAAGGAGAUAGAUGAGAAGAAGGCCAAAGGACUAGCCGCCAAGGCUGCAAAAGCAGCUCGGACGGCCGCUGAGGCUGAAGCAGUCAAGUCGUCUCCGACUGCAGCUGAUCGGGAGGGAGUGGCCUCCUUGUUCACCAAUAAUGACGACACUGCUUCUGCAUCUCGCACCACGGGGACGACAACACCGGCGCCCUUGCCGGUCAUGGCCGUGACACCAACAACUUCAUAUCCACCACUUCCACACCCUGCCGCUGCUGCGCCUCAUCUUUCCACUCCUGAGGUUCCUCUCUCAUAUCCGCUCUUCGCUCAUCUUCAUUCCUUGGGCUACUUCCUAUCUCCCGGUCUGCGAUUUGGCUGUCAGUAUGUGGCAUAUCCGGGAGACCCUCUUCGCUUCCAUUCCCACUUUGUGGCCGUCUCUGCCGAAUGGGAUGAAGAGAUUGAUUUGAUGGACAUUGUCAACGGUGGCCGUCUGGGCACAGGUGUAAAGAAGGGCUUUCUUCUGGGCGGACCGCAAAAGAGACGCGACGAGGUCGAGUCCGAAGCCGAUCGCAUCGAGACCGUGCGGACAUUCAGUAUUGAAUGGGCGGGAAUGUGA
Penicillium oxalicum is the source of this 963-nucleotide messenger RNA. Its product is annotated as tRNA splicing endonuclease subunit SEN34. The coding region runs from base 1 to 963 and encodes 320 amino acids. Gene Ontology annotation, molecular function: tRNA-intron lyase activity; nucleic acid binding. The record is from RefSeq and is a predicted model, not a curated record. Lineage: Eukaryota; Fungi; Ascomycota; Eurotiomycetes; Eurotiales; Aspergillaceae. The transcript has a single exon. Gene Ontology annotation, cellular component: tRNA-intron endonuclease complex. Gene Ontology annotation, biological process: tRNA-type intron splice site recognition and cleavage; tRNA splicing, via endonucleolytic cleavage and ligation.